CAAGGAUUUGGGACGACUGCUUGCAGCAACGUUAGGUUUGGGAGGCAGAGCAUCGAUGUGGUAACUGGGGGGCAUUUUUCUUUUUACCGUUAUCUAGCAAGCGUCGGAAAGUUUUGCAAGCAAAUGCAAAGAGCAUCAAGUGGGUGGUUUUAGAGAAAGUUGUUGAGCCGUUUGUUAAUCUGCUGACGCUGCUGAGAAAGUAGAGGAGAUGUUUCUCUCUCUUGCUGUUUUAUUUCUGCUCCGGGGUUUUGCUUUCGUAUCUGCGGUCUCUGGAGGGCAGCCUGACCCGGGGAUGGAGACCAGGGAAGAGAUGGUCGAUUUACAACUGGGGAAUAAGGAGACCGGCGUUCAGCUUCUACCUGAAGCCGAAAUGCAUGCGACAGGUGCACCAAGCCCAGGCUGGGAUUCGGGAAACUCGAGAUCUGGGCAAAAGUUGGGGAAUGUGACUGUCUAUCCCCUAAGCGCCGAGUUUAGAGGACGGCGCGGGGCUGGCGGCAAUGGCCAAGUUAUCACGGAGGAGGCAACUGCCGUUUCUCUGCACAACAACUCAACGGAGCCCCGCCACCUCUCGCCCACUCACCUCCAAAUAACUUCCAGGGUCUCUCUUUCUCCGUUCGAAGACGACAGGGCGCAGUUGCAAGGAGAAGGGACGCGAGGUGUUGCAGACGAGCAGAGUCUGGGAAUGGAGACGACGGCGAAGAGGCUGCAAUUGGAGAACGGCUCCUACUCGCUCCCUGACACCACCUACAGUGCUUACGCCGUGGUCCUUCUCUCCUUGGUACUCUUCACCGUCGGCAUAAUCGGCAACCUGGCCGUGAUGUGCAUUGUUUGCCACAACUACUACAUGAAAAGCGCCUGGAACAAUAUCCUGGCUGGCAUGGCAUGUUGGGACUUCUUGGUCAUCUUCUUCUGCCUGCCCGUGGUGGUCUUCAACGAGAUCACCAAGAAGCGGCUUCUAGGAGACAUCGGCUGCAAGGUCGUGCCUUAUUUGGAGGUCUCUUCUCUUGGGGUCACCACCUUUAGUCUGUGUGCACUAAGCAUUGACAGGUUUCGGUCUGCAACAACUAUACAAUCACAGCUCAGGCUGAUAGAAAGUUGUCUAUCUAUUGUGGCUAAGAUGGCAGUCAUCUGGAUAGGAUCCAUGUUAUUAGGCCUCCCUGAGGUCCUCCUCUGGCAACUGAACCAAAAGACUUCCAUUAUCUCUGGAGUUAUCACCGACUAUUGCAUGAUUCAGACAUCUUCGAAGCUCCCCGAGCAUAUCUAUGGACUCGCACUAACCUACGAGAAUUCCAGGAUGUGGUGGUAUUUCGGAUGCUACUUUUGCUUGCCGAUCAUUUUCUCUGUAACCUGCCAGUUAGUGACAAGAAGGGUGAAAAGCACUGAAAAGAAAUCUGACCUCAAAACUACAUCUAAGCUGGGCCAUUAUGAAAGUCAAAGGAACUUUACCCUGAUUGGCCUAACCAUCCUCUACGGCUGCUGUAUCAUUCCAGAAAACAUCGCCAACAUUGUGGUAGCCUAUACAUCUCCUGAAAUCUCCAAGGAGACCAUUGAUUUACUCAACAUCAUCAAUCAGUUCUUUCUGUUCUUUAAGUCGUCUGUAACCCCGGUGUUGGUUCUCUGCCUCUGUAAGCCUCUGGGCCGUGCCUUCAUGGAUUGCUGCUGCUGCUGCUGUGAUGAAUGUGCCCCAGAAUCCACGGCAAGUGACGUUCACGAUAGCAAGUUGAAGAUGGAAAUGGCAUCCAUUUUCUGCGAUAAUCCGAAGGAAACAACAACAAUGAUGACUCUUGGUACCCAAUGUUAAUGCAACGAUCCUUCAAAAUUGGAACGAUUCUUUAAGGCUGAACAGUAAUAUCCAUCAUCAGUAGACAGUUAAUUAUUUUACUUAUCUGUGCACAGCAGUAGGUAUUUUUAACUGCCUCUUGAACUAGUGCAUUAUCAGAAAUUUAGUUAGCUCUGGUAAAUUCUUGCUAUGACAGCAAACCAAGACUGUACAUUAAUAACCAUUUUGUUGUGUUUCAGCUUUACUUCAGAUUAUUAAAUCUUUUACUAAAACAUGAUGUCGGGAAGUAUUAAAAUGACAUGUUAUGGCAAAAAAUAAGUAAUGUACCCAAGUGUUCCACUAGUUUACAAUAAAGUAUGUCUAACAUUCUAACAAUCUUUAAAUUUAAAUUUAAGAGUAUCUAUGGUAAGACACAUUUAAUCAUUACUUAUUAUUUUUAUAUUGGGGUCAGUAUUUACACAAGAACAUUUUCCAUUAUGGUCAAAAGUAACAUGUCCAUUCUGUAUGAAGUAACUUUUAUUAUUAUGUUAGGUUUUAGGUCUGUUUUUAUAUAUUUUAUGUUUUGUCCCACAGUAUACAGACAAUAUUGCUCAUAGAAACUUAUCUAAAUUUUAUAAACUGUUAGAUAUUUUUUGCAUUCACAGUAUAUGUUGAAAAGGUAGUGGCUUCCGUAUCAUUGUAGGAUAGGGAUAUAUUUUGUUAGCACUGCUGUGUUAGCCUAGUAAUGCGUUAAAUAAAAAUAUGACCAGAUCUACUUGGUUUUCAAUACAUGGAA
Messenger RNA from Amblyraja radiata (thorny skate), 2555 nucleotides. Its product is annotated as G-protein coupled receptor 37-like 1. The transcript is spliced from 2 exons. Gene Ontology annotation, cellular component: signaling receptor complex; plasma membrane. Gene Ontology annotation, molecular function: G protein-coupled peptide receptor activity. The record is from RefSeq and is a predicted model, not a curated record. The coding region runs from base 209 to 1801 and encodes 530 amino acids. NCBI's taxonomy places the organism in Eukaryota, Metazoa, Chordata, Chondrichthyes, Rajiformes, Rajidae. Gene Ontology annotation, biological process: adenylate cyclase-inhibiting G protein-coupled receptor signaling pathway; positive regulation of MAPK cascade.